AUGAAUGAAAGUAAAUUAAAAUUACAGAUUAGUUUAGGAACAUCCUAUGAUCCAAAAUCACACAUUACAAUACUUCCAAAUGAUGAUUCUAACCCAUAUUAUAUUAAUACACAAAAUUUUACAGCCAGAAUAUGCGUUCGUAUAAGAGAUUUUAAAGGAAUAACACCAUUAAGUACAUCAAGGAUCGAAUCAAGCCCUUAUUUUGAAGGAAAUAAUGAUCAAUAUUCAAUUCAAGUACAAGGAAGGUUUAAAGGGAAUGAUUUGACAGCAGAUGACAUUAUCUUUGGUGUAAAUAAAAUUAAUUUACCGCCUGGAUCAUGGUUUGGAUUAAAGAUUCUUCAAUAUAUUGAUUCUGGAUUAGAAGCAGAUAUUACUUGUGAUAAACCAUGGGCAUAUAGUCCACUGGCUUUUACCAUGAAUAGAUUAAAUGUACAUGAAGAACCUGAUAUUAAAGAUGGAGAAUUACCACCAUGGCCUUCAAUAAACGGUGAACAUGUUGAAGAAAAUGUUAUUUUUCCACGUGAUGGUCAUAAGAUUGAAGUAUUAAAUAAUGUUUUUAUGAGAAAAAAAUAUUUCAAAUCAAAAGAAAAUCGAAAAAAUUUUCCAAUUAAAGAAAGUCAAGUUUGGAACUUUGAUUUCUUUAAUGCCUAUGUAGAUUUUAAUGAUGUUGCUAUAAAAUUACCUGGAUUUAAACUAGGAGUCCUACAGUAUUGGGAAGGACAGCCUGUUCGUUAUGUGUGCAAAUCACGCGAUUCUUCAAUUGUUUUUUUUGUUGUUAUAUUUCAGUUGAUUCCUAUUGAAGAAGAUGAUGAUAAUACAAUAACAAAAUGCAAGGGAGAAAAAAUAAGAGAAUCCUUUGAAGAACAUCCGGAUAUUUCUGAUUUUACUCCAAAAACAGGUGCAAGAUGGGCAUCGAUAAAAUCUCCAACAUCAUUAUUCCCAUUCAACAAAGAUACAGAAUUUUCUAUACGGCCAUCACCAACUUCUUCACUAUCUUCAUCACCAUCUCCUUCGAGUAACGUGACUAAAUUUAAUGCGAAUUUUGAAAAAAAUGACCACGAUGAUGAUGUCUUGGAUUAA
Molecule: messenger RNA, 1080 nt
Organism: Funneliformis geosporum
Lineage: Eukaryota; Fungi; Glomeromycota; Glomeromycetes; Glomerales; Glomeraceae
Source: the annotation of a GenBank genome assembly